Lichtheimia ornata is the source of this 606-nucleotide messenger RNA. RefSeq lists its product as uncharacterized. Bases 1 to 606 code for a protein of 201 amino acids. The transcript has 5 exons. Gene Ontology annotation, biological process: glutathione metabolic process. Lineage: Eukaryota; Fungi; Mucoromycota; Mucoromycetes; Mucorales; Lichtheimiaceae. The record is from RefSeq and is a predicted model, not a curated record. Gene Ontology annotation, molecular function: glutathione transferase activity.
AUGGUCUUCUCUUCUGUCAAGCUCAACUACCUUCUUCCCAACUACGGUGGCUUCGGUGGCCCCAUCCGCAUGUUGCUUGAUGAUGCCGAGAUCAAGUAUGAAUACAACCUCAUUGACAGAGAACAAUGGCCCACCCUCAAGGCCAAGUGGACCGAAGAAGGUCUUCCUUUCGAUUGUGUUCCUAUGAUUGAAUUGGAUGGCAAGCGUUACGCCGGUACUCAACCCAUCCUCCGUUUCUUGGCAAAGAAGUUGGGCAAGUAUGCUCCUGCUGAUGCUGAUUUGGAGCAAUACGUUGAUGUUACUGCUGACUAUGCUGGUGACUGGGCUCGUGCCGUUUUCAAGGCCAUCUUCAACCCUCCUAACGGCAUUGAUGAGUACAAGAAGAACGACCUCGAAAAGUACUUUAAGCGUUUCGAUCGCAUUUAUGGUGCUCACAAGGGUCCCUAUGCUGCUGGCGAGGAGAUCUCAUACGCUGACUUUGUUGUCUAUGUUGUCAUGAACCUCGAAGCUAACAAGGACUCUAUCAAGGACUACCCCAACCUUGCUGCCUUCGCUGAAGCCAUCAAGUCCCGCUCUGGUCUUCAGGAAGCUGUCAAGCAAAUCUAA